GCUAUUGUGCUCUCAUUAAAUUGUUAAGCACAAAAUUCAAUGAUUUUCUACUUGCAAUGUCCUGUCAAUGUCACUAGCAAAACAUUUUUUUUUUAUUUUUAAAGUUGUUGUCGUCUGGAUCAAAUUUUGGACAUUUUCUGAUCAAAUUUUUUUUUUCUAAGUAGUUCUGAUGAAGACCUUUAGACCGUUCCCUAAAAUAUUUUUGAUUUUCCAUCUCAGUCCUGCGAUAUAUUUUUUUUUAACACUUUCAACUUUUUAUUUCUUGUUAAUCAACGACUCGACAUUUUUUAAUGCAUUAAAAAAUAUAGUUAGAAUCAGCAUUAAUCCACUCACAAAAAAAAGAUAAAGUUGACAGUUCGUGUUAAACCGGAGAAAUAUUUAGAGAAAGUCGAGUGCUUUCCCCAAACGAAUCCACCCAUUUCCUUAUUUCGAAUGUUCCCGCCAUUUCUCACCGACAGUGGCGCCAUUCCUAGGAUCGUUCAAAAUGACUUUUCAAAUCUCCAUAAAAUACCGACAUCCCUAACAACUAAAUAGCGCCCCAGAUUCCCCAAAUAUUUAUAAAGUUGAAUAAUAAAAUGAGUAACAAUUUUAUUAGAGCCAAAAAUUUGUUAAAUAAUUCUAGCUAUUAAUUUUAUCGCAAUGGAGUGGACACAGUGGACACCAAAUGAACCAAACCGAGGGGUCGUCACUGUGCGGGGUUUGGGGGUUGUAUUAUUGAUCAAUAACAGACGAUGGGCCGUGCCGGCGCGGUGGCAGCUGUGUUGUUUCCCCCAACGUUUUUACACCUCAACUGUAUGCGUGAGAAUAAAAAAAAAACUGUAAACUACUCCCUCCUCCCACCCCACUCUCCACAUCACAAGUGUGUGUUCCCCUUAACAGUUGAAAUUAUCCGGCUUCGAUAGAACAGUCAUCCACCCCCUCACAAGAGUCAAGACAAAAGUACCCCUCGAGGGUAGUUAAAGUAGAAGAAAUUGAAGGAUUGAUCAAUUUUGUUGAGAAUUAUAACAAUUCUCUUCUUGGCAAUUUCAAGUGAUAUUGUGCAAUAGCCAGUUCUGUGUGGGUGUGAGAGAAAUUUUGCGGAUGAGGAAGAUAGAGAGGGGGCUAAUAUUUGUGUGAGGGGUUCUCUCACAUCAUCGGAAAAUUAAUACAGCACGAAGCUGUACGUGUACCACUUUCCAAUGCAGACUUUGAGGAAGAAAAAUAGUCCAUGCAAGUUCAAAAAAGAGCCAACCCAAUUCCUCGGGGAGGGCGUGUCCUUCAAAGCGAAAUUAAUUGGGAUACUGGAGGUAUCAGAAGCACGUGGUGAUCAAAUGUGUCAAGCAGCACUUGGUGAUUUAAAGAUGGCAAUAAAAGCUGCCGGUGAACACAAACAACGAAUCGCGGUUCAAGUCAGCAUCGAUGGUCUUCGUCUACGUGAUGAGAAAACAGGAGAAUGUUUAUAUCAUCAUGCAGUCCACAAGAUAUCAUUCAUCGCUCAAGAUCGAUACGACUCCCGUGCAUUUGGCUACAUAUUCGGAUCGCCAGACACGGGCCAUCGAUUUUUCGGAAUAAAGACAGACAAAGCAGCGAAUCACGUGGUUAUGGCGAUGCGUGAUCUCUUCCAAGUGGUUUUCGAGUUAAAGAAGAAGGAAAUGGAGUUGGCGAAGCAACACAUCGAGCAGAAUGUCAUGAAAUACCAUACGAGUGGGAUAUUCGUGGAGCCUGCUCCGGACACAAAGGGAGCUGCAGGAGUGGAGGCUUGUGUGCACCGGAUACGACCAGGCGCCGAUGCAGAAAGAUCAUUAGAAAAAAAACCGGAAAACCGGAGUGGCGUCAUAGCAGAUCUCCUUGAUCUGCAGUUCGAGUUGAAUUCGUUGCAGCAGGGUAUUCAUCAGAUGGAUAAAUUAACCCCUGAAAAUCCUCGACCAUCCUCGGAGGAUCCAUUCGAGGCCGAUCCCUUCGGCGAUUCAUUCACAAACAUGAAAGUUAAAAAUUCAGUUCAACCGAUUCUACCACCACCACCAUCAUCAGCAAAACGCAAUCAUCUCGAACGACAAGCUACCCUAUCCACACCAACAUUAUCAACAUCGAGUCCAGCUACCGUUAUGCCUAGUAAAACACCACCACCCCAAACAUCCUUACAGUGGUUAGAAAGCGAGACUGAGAAAAGAUUUAGUGAUGGAGAAAUAUCUAGUCUUACAGGCGGUAUGAAUGACAAAGAAGGUAAGGCAAAUGAUUCUGAAAAUGGUUCAGGUUCAUCAUCAACGGCAGCUCGUAAGAGUCCACAAAUUGAUGUAUUUACGGAAUUAGAUCCAUUGGGAACUGGCUUAAGUAAACCCUACAUAGAUAAAAAAGACUUCUUUCAACAUCUGAAGAAUCCACCCAAGAAAGUCCUAAAAGAACUAGCAUCAACUUCAUCAACCGACACAUUCCCAACUAAUUUUCAUCUUUCAGACUCACUGGAUCCACUCAAAUCGCGAGAUGAUAAACAAGGUGAUCUAUUCGAAGACGGAGAUUUUGCUAAUUUCGACAAAUUUGAUGAACCAGAAACAUAUUCAACCCCUAAAUCACAAUCACCACAGAUGAGUAAAAAGUCACACUUGAUACACCAUCAGCCUUUGUCUGUGUGCUUACCACCAGAAGACAGUCAAAUAUCAAAAUGUCGAGAUAGCUCGGUUAGACUAGAACGAGAUGUAUCUGAACCAAUAGCAUCGCUAAUACGUUUACCGAGUCCUAAGAAGUAUCAAUCGUCAAUACGUAAAAAAGAUUAUGACGUAGAUUUACCUUCGGCCUGUCGUACUCAGUCAAUAGACAAAACAUUUCCGGUUGAUUUUGUGCAUUCAACAGAAUCUCCAGCUUCUCCCCUGCGUUCUUGUUCCUCAGACGCCAAUUCUCGGGUCUCCAUAUCCAGUGCUGAGCUUGAUAUAGUUCCAGAGCCACCGCCUCGAGGUGCUGGUAGUAUUUUAAUAAAUCCUCCUCCCCUUCCGCCGAAGAAACAAGGGGUGCGGGCGACGAGUAAACCUCCACCUAGACCACCCCAUAACGACACUCACUUCCACUAUGACUUUAUCGAGAGAGAGGAAUCACCAUCAACAUCACCCGUGCGAAGUCAUCGUCCAGCAAGAAGUCCUGAUAUGGAAAUGGUGAAGGGUAGAUUCGAUGAUAAUUUCAGUCCACCCUCGUCAAAGUUCCAAUCCAUAAAUACAAGUGGUGCAUCCUUCGAAGAUUCCUUCAACUCGAUGAUUCCCACGACUCUAUCAUCCCUCUUCAAGACGUCCUACCUGUCAUCUAGUGAAUCCAAGAAGAAGCCAUCAUUAGACAUAACACUUAGUCAGCUAACGUCAUCGAAUCUCACUGAGUUAGCAACGAGUUUGGAGAUGACUGUUGGAGAACUUACGAGUCUUACUCUGCAACAAUUAACUGAAUGUCUGUCCCAACUCUCCGCGAAGGAACAGCAGAUCACACCAACUCAGCCAGCAAAAGAAUUUAGGGAAGUUGAACAUAAUCCAGAAAUUCCCCGAACCCCAAAAACUGUGAUCCCAGCUAAUGAACCGCUCUUCACAGCUACCUUUGAUCAGGAUAUCAAACAGCCAGAAGAUCCCAAAUACGAUAAGUACGCAGUGUUUCGAGAGCUUCUAGAUUUAGAACAGAGUACAAACGAUUCUAGUCAAAAAGACUCUAUCGACGAUGGGAUCAACGACUUCGAUCGGAAAGAGUCGAUACCCCAAGAAGAAAUGAUCCAGGAAACUGAAUGUAAAAUUGAAUUGAAUAUCAAAAUCGAUGUCGAUGAGGACAUACCAGAAGACAUCAAGAAAUCCGAAUCAAACGAAUUAAUGAGGGAGUCGCCGAUCGACGAGAAAGCAGAUAGUGUCAAGACACCAGAAGAGUUGGAAACCAAAAACGAUUCGAUAGAGUUGGAGGACAUGAAAGACCUCGAUGAGUCCGAUGAGAAGUAUCAAUCACUGGAGAAUUCAGAGUGCGAGAAGGUUCAGCCAGAAGCCCAUCAGAGCACCCCAGAAGCGAAGGAAGAGGCAAUCGAUGAGGCCAUCACCAAAAUUGAAACGAAAUCACCGCCUCCAACAGCCAAUGAUCGUUACGCAGCACUACGAGAGAUAAUAUCUGUUAUCCAACCGAUCAACGUAACCGAGGAGAAGUCGAAAAGUCCAUCACCCGUGACAACGUCCAAGAGCUUAGCUGAACAUGACUUGAUGAAGCUCUUCUCAGCUCCUUCAUCGCACCCCACGAGUCCAAAAAAGAUCAGCAAAGAGGAGAUUGAUUUGAAAGCAACUGCUACCGAUAUUUUCCAAGAAAUUCAAAUGUUGAAUAGUAGUGUAAAUAAUUCAACUAAACCAUCAGCAUCUGGCUUCGAGGAUGUCUUCUGUCCCUUCGUCGAGCACAAGAAAAAUCGUGAAGAAUCUAAGGACGACGGUAACUGGGCGAAAUUUGAAAGUGGAGUUUUCCAAAGUGACAAGUCAUCAUUCGAAGCACAUGGAUCGUUGGGUGGUACAUCACCCUGGUCACCGGAUGAUAAAGAAAUCCAGAAGGAGUUGGGCUUUAAAAUAAGCACUCAACGACACUCCGGGGACAGCGACAACGAAUGGAAGGACGAAGAAGAGUCAGAGGAGAGUAAUGGAAGGGCUCGUGACGAGGGACUUUGGCGACAUCCCCCAACGCGAUUCGACUCAAGCUGUGAAGAAAGCACUUACUACGAUGCUAACGACAAGGAUCGGAGCUUUCGAGAUAGAUCAGUUCGAAAGACUCGAGGAGUUCCCUGGACCAAGACCCCACAUAGACCCAGGCUUGAUCCAUCUCCAUGGCAUGAGGAGACUCGAUGGGAGGAUGAGCCGAGGCGAUAUCCACUCAGGAAAAUUCCUUAUAAGGACGAGGAGGAGCGUAAGGCUCACUGGAAAUGUCGAAGUGGCCAAAGGGCACCCUGGAAUGGUGAGCGAGAUCCCAAUUUCCGAAUUCAUGAUCAUCAGUUUUACGAGGAGGAUCGAGGUAAGCGAAGAAUGAUGCUGUGGAACGAGGACGAUCGAGACAGAGAACGUGAUCGUGAUCGGUUCAGUAGUCAGGAGAGCAUGGGCUACGAUGAUGAGGAACGAUGGUCAAUUCGGGAAUACGAGAGGAGACGGUGGGAGGAGGAUUCGAGAUUCUGGAGGGGUCGAACAGCCGGCGAAACUGAUUAUCCAAUAUACAGAAAACACAAUAUGCAUUACUGCAGGGACUCCAGAGAAAGGCCGAUAGACUAUAAUCCAUCUGGAUGGGAGGAGGACUAUGGUCCUGAACGUUCUGACAAUUCCCCAAGAUACGUCACCAGGAAGAGACACUGGCCGAAGCGUCCAAACAGCGCUAAUGAGGAUCGUAAUGCAGAAGUUGUUUAUGCUGAGCCACGAAUGAAAUACGGAAUGUCACGAUCGGAGUGCAGUGAUAAUGAUUCGGAUCUUUAUCAUCGGCCGUACAGGUCGCGCAGUCGGGAGAGCUAUUGGGAGAGUGAUCAGGAGUUCGAGAGUUGGGGAGAGCGACCCUAUUGGUCAGAGGGACCGGAUAUGAAGAGUGAAUCGUUGCAUCGCAGGCGAAUGAAUCGACACAAACAGCCAGCAAGAUCCAAACCCCAGAGCUCACCCUUUGAGGAUGAUUUUACCCAGAGUAUCGAUCAUGGACAGGUGGAUCCGCCAAUUGUUUCGGAAAAUCGUGUGCGACCAGAACCAGAGACUAAACAACCCCUGAGCCCACGCAAUUCUCAAGAGCACGUUAGGAAAGAUGGGAGGAAGCAGCAUGUGAGAUCCAGCUUCUUUGAUGAUGACCUGACACCAUCAGCGUCCAGUGAUGCAUCGGACAGGCAACGAGUUGGUUCAGACCUGAAAGCAACACCCGAUGAUGCGCCUGUUGAUCCAAGAGAUCCACCAUCGGCUGACAGUUUUGUAUCGGAAGACAGUGGUAGAGAUUCAUUUUUCAAUGGAGAUCCUAGAUUCGAUGAUGAUGCUUUUGCGUUUAGAUCAGAAGUUGCUGAUAGUGUACCCAACAAGUCAACUUUACCAUUGAAGAACUCGAGACAAAUAAAGUACGGUAAUAACAGAAUGAAGGGUGAUUACGAUAUUAAAAAGUCUGAAUCGGUUAACAUAUUUGUUAGGGAGAGCGAUCCAUUUGAUGACGAUGAUUUUUUCAAUUAACAGCAAUAAAUUCAUCGAAUAAUUUUUCGUAAUCACUGAGUCAUCAGUAAAUGGACUAAUAUCAUUCGUCUUCUGUCACUUGAAUAUCGCUCGUGUAUUAGGGGAUCAAUGAUUUCAUCAAUUUUCUAGUCAUAAAAGUAUUUUGUUUGAUUUUAUUGCUUGACAAUUUCCGCUUUUAUUUCGUAUAAAAAAUUAAUGGGUAUUAGAAAAUGAUAAAAAAUAAAAAGAUAGAGACAAUUGGUGUGGUAAAUUUGAUUGUUAUGUUUGGAUAAUGAAUUCAUUGAAUGUGGAAUGGUGAAACGAAGACUGCAGAGACACUAAAAUAUGGUUCAGACAACUCACAGAAUGAUAAAGUAAUAAACUUGUCGCAUCAUCAGAACAACAAAAUUUUGUAAUCCUUUGUUAACAAUAAAAUACAAUGGCACAAAAGGGAGAGACUUACGAAAUUUGAUGAAAAAUUGCAUUAAUGUAUCUGACAAUUACAAUUCCGUCAGUUAAUAAAAUGGAAUCAUUGUCAAUCAAUUAUUUUUAUU
Diachasmimorpha longicaudata is the source of this 6682-nucleotide messenger RNA. It is a transcript of the gene Dab, whose product is annotated as protein disabled. The coding region runs from base 1179 to 6149 and encodes 1656 amino acids. Gene Ontology annotation, cellular component: cytoplasm. The transcript is spliced from 6 exons. NCBI's taxonomy places the organism in Eukaryota, Metazoa, Arthropoda, Insecta, Hymenoptera, Braconidae. The record is from RefSeq and is a predicted model, not a curated record.